Messenger RNA from Monascus purpureus, 2655 nucleotides. Lineage: Eukaryota; Fungi; Ascomycota; Eurotiomycetes; Eurotiales; Aspergillaceae. The record is from the annotation of a GenBank genome assembly.
CGAUCGUCUUGAGCCUUACCCCUUCCUGCGCUGGGGUGGAAACAACUGUCAGUGCUUGCUCCAAUGCCCACUUCUGCCAAGUUCGUUUGAGAGAUGGAAUCUAUCCCGAAGGCCCAGCAUCAGGUGCCUACUGCCUUGCUACAUCCUUCAAAAUGGCUUUACAUGUACGAGGACUUCGUGACAAAGAACGCUAGCUCUGUUGGGCAGGUCGAGUCGGCACUAAGAUCCUUGACAUAUAUCAUCCCAGGACGGUAUCGUGAUUCGGAGGUACCAUCGGAAUGUGUACACUCUGUGGUUCAACUUCUUUCCCUAUACCACGAUUCCCUCGUGUCUCGGGUUAUAGCGAGACUUCCUCCGACCAUUCCUCGUCCUACGCCGACCCCACACUCCCGAUAUACAAAGUACUGGGUUUCCCAUUCCCAAUUGUAUCAUAAAGUGGCCGUUAUCCUUCGGAUGAUCCAAUAUACAGAGUUGCUGUGGGAGAUGAUCGCGCGACGACGCGGAGAAAAGGUCCGCUGGCGCGUGGUGGUCUUCGUCGAGAUCUCCAAAGCUCUGUGCCGUCUGCUCUUGCUACGCCUAACAAAUUCCAGACCGCUAGUCAGCCCUCCACUUCCUGAGCGCGAGGCCGAUCCGAGGACCCAAGAUGAGGAAGGCGAAUGGAAUAAAGCGGAGACACCUGAGGCUGAACGUUCACUGGAUAUGAACUGGACAAUGCCACGUACUGGAUUGUCUCUACCGUCUCUUCCAGACGUGAAUGAUGUAUCGAAUUACCUCAUCUCGAAAGUGCUCACAGCGGAUGAUAUCAAACCUCCAGCGGCUCUUUUACACCGGAUUGCGGGGCAGGGUCAGCUAGCUGAAGUCUUAUACAUCCUUCGUCCAGUCAUCUAUGCAUUGGCGUUGCAAAGAUGGAGUGGGAACAAACGAAGUUGGAGACCAUGGCUGAUAGGGUUUGGUAUGGAGUAUGGAUGCCGACAACUCGCCAGGAAAGAUUGCCGGGAAAGGAUUGCAGGAGGCCUUCGAGGACUCACGGCACUCGAACGAGAGGAAUUGAGAAAGCGGGGCUGGGCAAUGGGCUGGUGGUUUAUGCGGGGCGCUUUUUAUCAGAAUGUGACAAAACAAUGGCUGAAAGCCUUAAUUGGAAAGAUGAAGGGAAAGCCUCUUCUUGACCUGAUCGGCAGUAUUGUGGAGGAUUAUGAAUACCUUUGGGACACGUACUAUUUCCCGACUGCGACACUCUAACCUUCCUUUUCUUUGUCAUUAUUAUUAUUACCUUUCAUCCCUUCUUUUCGUUUUCUUCUCUUUUCCUUCAAGCAUGCUUGGCCCGAGGACUCUAGGGGCUUUUACGCUUUACGAGGGUGUUGUUUCAGACAGUCAAGAGGUAUUGUUGGGAGUUAAAUGAGAUUGGAUACCCAACAGGCUUAGGAAGUCAUUCAAUUUUAAUUCUGGGAAGAAAACAAAGUACGCAAUGAUCAUAACUCUUUUACAAUUCACUGGUUAAUUAAUCCAUUACACUUGUCAUAAGAUUUCCGUUGCUUUAUGUCCAUACCAUUCCCGCAAUCCGUCAUCACUGGCAUUCUUCCCUGGUCCCGGCGUACAAAGAAAGUCUGUUAGACUCGCAUUAUUUUCUUCAUAUACAGGCCAGUCGACUGUGGUCCCUCCUUUCAACUCCAGCAUUUCUUUUGCAGUACCCCAGCUGAAUCGGCAGACAUUGUGCCAACCAAAAAUAGGAUUCAUGUUCCUCUGCAGCCAGCCCACACACUUAGAAUCUGAUGGAUAACCACUGCCCCAACCUUCUGUGGUCCGCAGAUUUUGGGAGGAUUGUUGAUUGAUAUCUUGUUGACUUCCGAGCAAUUUCUCGUAGCACACUUCCAAUCCAGCAUCCCUAGUCACUUUGGCAACAACGCUUGCGGCACUGACGCAUGGAUACAACGAAUCUGCCUUCUUCGCCACCGUUAUUUUCAGCGAAGGGAAGAUUCGUUCUAAUUUUUGCUGAUAGGUUGUUGGGUUCCCAAUAGUAUCAAUGUAGACCUCUCUUACAUCCACUUUCCUAUCCUCUACAAUGCCGCGGAUGAUUUCGAUGGUAGCAUCCAUUGCUUGCGCAUUUAAAUUGUAGAUCCCGGUUCCCGGCCGCAUCAUGCCUGACGAAAUAUCUCGCGCUGAAAGAACUUUGACUGCCCAUCCACAGGACUUGAAGAGUGAAUUUCCAGGAGUGCAAAGUAAUCGCAUCAGAUUGGAGCGAACGCCGGGGGUGAGUGUUUUACUGUCAUUGAAGCUAUACUCGUGAGUCAAGAGCGAGCGAUGAAGAUGGCUGGGUAGGUAAAAAGCACUGUAGACCAUCGGACCUAGAACAGGGCCGCGACCAGCUUCAUCAACACCAAGAACGUACGGCUGGCUUGGUUGGUUGCUAGGAGAUGUCGAUGCAUUUUGAUCCGUAAUUGAGACUGGCUUGGGAGAGUAAUAAGAGUAGGAUUCACCGGAUAGAAGCGAGACGCGGUCUAUACUAGGAAGGAUAAAAGGAAGACUGUCUUGGAGGAUAUCGACAGGAUCCUGCCUUGAAUUCUCCGUGAAUAUCAUGUCCAAAUAAAACUAAAAUUGAAGAAUGGAACAGUUUUGAAUAGGCAUUGAAAUUCUGCAAGUAUGAUGGUCAACAAAUUC